AAUGAGGUCAUUGGCCGGGUCCCCCUGGCCACCAAAGCUGAAAUGGAUGCAGCUGUUGCUUCCUGCAAACGUGCGUUUCCCGCAUGGGCAGACACUUCAAUAUUAAGCCGUCAGCAGAUCCUACUCCGCUAUCAACAACUUAUUAAAGACAACUUGAAAGAAAUUGCCAGGUUAAUCACAUUGGAACAAGGGAAGACCCUCGCUGAUGCUGAAGGGGAUGUAUUUCGAGGCCUGCAGGUGGUUGAGCAUGCCUGUAGCGUGACAUCCCUCAUGCUGGGAGAGACCAUGCCAUCCAUCACUAAAGACAUGGACCUCUAUUCCUACCGUCUGCCUUUGGGGGUGUGUGCAGGCAUUGCUCCUUUUAAUUUUCCUGCCAUGAUCCCCCUCUGGAUGUUUCCUAUGGCCAUGGUGUGUGGAAACACUUUUCUAAUGAAACCAUCAGAGCGAGUUCCUGGAGCAACUAUGCUUCUUGCCAAGUUGCUCCAGGAUUCUGGUGCUCCCAAUGGAACACUGAACAUCAUCCACGGACAAAAUGAAGCUGUAAAUUUUAUUUGCGAUCAUCCGGAUAUCAAAGCCAUCAGCUUCGUGGGAUCCAACCAAGCGGGAGAGUACAUCUUCGAGAGAGGGUCAAAACAUGGCAAGAGAGUUCAAGCCAACAUGGGAGCCAAAAACCAUGGGGUAGUCAUGCCAGAUGCCAAUAAGGAGAAUACCCUGAACCAGCUGGUGGGGGCAGCUUUCGGAGCUGCUGGUCAGCGAUGCAUGGCUCUUUCAACAGCAAUUCUUGUGGGUGAAGCUAAGAAGUGGCUGCCAGAGCUGGUGGAACGUGCCAAAAACCUGAGAGUCAAUGCAGGAGACCAGCCUGGGGCUGAUCUUGGCCCUCUGAUCACCCCUCAGGCCAAAGAGAGAGUCUGUAAUCUGAUUGAUAGUGGAACAAAGGAAGGAGCAUCCAUCCUUCUUGAUGGUCGAAAAAUUAAAGUCAAAGGAUAUGAAAAUGGCAACUUUGUUGGACCAACUAUCAUCUCAAAUGUCAAGCCAAGUAUGACCUGUUACAAAGAGGAGAUUUUUGGUCCAGUUCUGGUGGUUCUGGAGACAGAAACUUUGGAUGAUGCCAUCAAGAUUGUAAAUGACAACCCAUAUGGAAAUGGAACUGCCAUCUUCACCACCAAUGGCGCCACUGCUCGGAAAUAUUCACACCUGGUGGAUGUCGGGCAGGUUUGUGAACAGAAUUUUUAAGAGAUUCUUGUACCC
Talpa occidentalis (Iberian mole) is the source of this 1248-nucleotide messenger RNA. It is a transcript of the gene ALDH6A1, whose product is annotated as aldehyde dehydrogenase 6 family member A1. The record is from RefSeq and is a predicted model, not a curated record. Gene Ontology annotation, molecular function: malonate-semialdehyde dehydrogenase (acetylating, [NAD(P)+]) activity; methylmalonate-semialdehyde dehydrogenase (acylating, NAD+) activity. Bases 43 to 1233 code for a protein of 396 amino acids. Gene Ontology annotation, biological process: thymine catabolic process; L-valine catabolic process. The transcript has 7 exons. Gene Ontology annotation, cellular component: mitochondrion. Lineage: Eukaryota; Metazoa; Chordata; Mammalia; Eulipotyphla; Talpidae.